AUGGCGGAAGUGUUAGCGAGAUGGCUAAAGAUCGUAUUGGAUGUGUUGAUCGGUGACACUCAGUGUGUAUUCAUUGCGGGAAGACAAAUAACAGAUGGAAUACUGGCAGAAAAUGAGAUUAUUUACUCUAUGUUUGAGGUUAGUUCGGAGAGUGUGGUAGUUGUGCUGAUGCUAGACUUCUCUAAGGCAUAUGACUGCGUGAGGUGGGAAAUUCUAAUGAUGGUUUUGGAAAAGCUAGGAUUCAGUAGGUUGUCGAGAAGAUGGAUUUGGGCUUGUGUAUCCUCAGCUAGCAUCUCAGUGUUAGUUAACGGAUCCCCUACAACGGAGUUUCGAAUAAGGAGAGGGCUCUAG
Hibiscus syriacus is the source of this 351-nucleotide messenger RNA. RefSeq lists its product as uncharacterized. NCBI's taxonomy places the organism in Eukaryota, Viridiplantae, Streptophyta, Magnoliopsida, Malvales, Malvaceae. The record is from RefSeq and is a predicted model, not a curated record. The transcript has a single exon. The coding region runs from base 1 to 351 and encodes 116 amino acids.